UUUACUGAGUACAUGGAAUGUAGACGUUCAGCCAUUGAACACAAUGAUGAAAAAUGCAUACUGGGUAUUGCCAAAAAAUGGGGAGCUGAAGCCUGGCAAAAAAGAUCUGCUGAACAUUUAUUUUACACCGACAAAAAAAGGGUUUUACAAUUCGCAGAUAGUCAUCGUGGUCGAAGGAAAUUGUGUUCCAACUAAAUUGGAUCUGUGUGGGCAUGGAACAGAGCCGACAUUAGUCUUCAGCGAAAAGGAGUUACAUUUCAAGAAUAGUUUGCCGUACUCCCAAAACGAUUGUUCGUUUUUAGUUCAGAACGUAUCAACUUUCCCGAUAGAGUAUUGUUUUCCAGAUUUGGAUCCGGAUUACGAUUACGAAAAGUAUUUUGCCGAGCUAUUCUUGGACACCCAUAAUUUGAAAACUAUUCUCUUGCCGGAAAGGCAACUAGGGAGUAAAUUACCCGAUAUAUUUCAGUCAAACUAUAUCAUGUUACUAAAUGAACUAAGGAUGACGAAAACCAAAUCCAUCAUUGAUGAAGAAAUUGAAAGGGAAAACUCCGCCAUAGAUCCACUAGCUCAAUACACGAAAGAUGAAAUUAUUUUUGAAUUGAAAGGUUUUCUGAAAAAUACAAAUUUUGCAAUAGACGACAUCGAAACAGAUUUCUACAUAGUCGAAGACGAUUCAAACGCAAGAAUGGCUAUAGUGGAGCCUGAAAAACCCAAUAUUUUCGAACAACCACAAACAAGAAAUGGCGUCUUCAUAAUUUUUCAUGGAGCACCAAAUACAGGUUAUUAUAAAGCUGCAAACAGAGCUGGAAGAGCACUGUCUCUAAAAGUAUUCAGCAUUGAUGGUCUCAUAUACGACGAGUUGGUUAAAAACGAGACUGAGCCAGCCAUGGAAAUAAAUAACAUUAUUGAACAAAAAUUGAAAUUCAAUAAAGUCCAAUUUGAAGCACUUCCUGAAGAAGAUGAAUAUGAAUAUUUAGCCAAAAAAAUAUUUUUGAUGGCUACCGUCCGUUUGAAGAAAUCUAAAUCCAAGAAGAUUUCUGAAAAGAGCCAAAAGCACGAGAAAAAUUCCGAAAAGAAAACUAUGAAUAAAGCUGAGGGAAAAGAUCCGGGAAAUAUUUCGUUAGAAUUGAUCUGGGCAUUAUUGAAGAAAAAAUUUGAGAGCGCCGAAGAAGGAAUUAUAAUAGAGAGUUUGCAUAGCGAAUUUAUACCGAAAAUAGAUGUCGCUUUAGAUUGCUUGCUUCGUGCGAUCGGUUGUGCUAAAUACAUCCAGAUUGUUAUAUUAUCGUAUACAUUAGAAGAUUACAUGAUAGAUGAGGCUCGUAGACUAUCAGUUGAAGACCGUACCAAGAAAACUGAAACUAACAGAAGUAAUAGACAAUCACCUAAGGAGUCUGAUAAAGGAAGUACUAAAUCAAAUACCGAUAAAACGAAACAAAUACUGAAAAAUUUACCCAAAAAUGUGAAAGAACGCUUCGAAGAAUUUCGUGAAUUCCUGGAUGAUAUUGUAUCUAAAUGCCAAUUCUGGGAUAGACGAUCCUUAUUCCCAAUGAAGCCACCCAAUUCCAAAGCAGAUGGAAGUACCAAAGUAGAUACAAAAAGUUCAACGAGAGAUUCUGCAAAAGACUCGAAAGCUUCCACCAGAAACAAAGGAAAAUCGACCAGCUCGAGUAAUUUGAAAAGUUCAGACGGGGAUUCUUUUGGUGUUCCCCUUUGGAUAUUCGUUCGAUGCUCUGACGACAGAUAUAUAGAUACGGAGAUGUUAAGUUGUUUGCUGAAGAAUAAUUCGGAACUCGACAGUGCCAUUCAAGAAUUGAAUCGAGGUAUCGAAGUUGAAAGCACUGAAUCAUGUUCCACGUUUUCCAUAUACAAAAAAAGUAAAAGGAAGAAACAUAUUCAAAAGGACCAAUUUAAAAUAUGUCAUGCUAGCGUUGAAAUUGUGAAGUCAGAUUCCCAGGUGUAUUCUACAUCUGGUACCAAUUCGAAGAAAAAACUUACAAAAAGAAAGUAUAGUAUUAGUGCAGAUCGAAAGAGUGAUCGUGCAUCACUCAGUUCCUCAACGAAAGAUUCCCCUCCUACCCCUCUUCUACCAAGGAAUAUUCUGCAACCAGGCGAGAUUAUGAAAUAUCAAGUGACAUUCUCACCAACUUCUUGUGGAAGAUACAGCAACGUCUAUGCAUUGACAAUAUUCGGAAUGGAUUCAACUCAGUCGAUCCACUGCAAAGCUUUAUGCGAGCUGCCAACUCUAAAUUUCACACCGGAGAUUGUGUUUCCAAAUUGCUGCAAUAGCUAUAAAGAAAAAAUUCUUGGCGACAGAUUUACUUAUUUCAAAGAGGAGGAUGUUUUUGAUAUUGGCUCUAUUAUUGUAGGAACCAAUAAAUCACUUCCUUAUUCAACCGAUCUCACCCUACAAAAUGCGUCUGAUCUCCAGUGCAUCACCACCUUGGAGUUGAAUGAAAAUUCUCCAUUUUCAAUACAGCCUAACAAUAUCAUUAUAAAACCAAACGAAAGUGUCAUCGUAAAUCUAUCUCUGAAAGCACCCAGAAAAGGAAAUAUCGGUGGAGAGCUGUACAUUUCCGUUAAAAAUAAUCCCAAAGUUGAAACGAUCAGAUUAUUAGCCUAUUCCUGUGCAUUGGAGUUCCACGUCAGUCCAAAGCUCAUAAACUUCGAAAAAGUGCCGACAGAUUAUUGUAUAAAGAAAAAGAUUACGAUGAGAAACUCAACUCCUAUCGAUUUAUACUGGAAAUUAGUCAAAUCCGAUUGGAUGCACGAUAUUUACAAGUUGUCCAAAACCAAUGGACAGAUUAAGUUAUAUUCGGUGGAGGAAAUCACCGUAGAGUAUUCACCAACGAAAGAAGAAACCAAUCCCAAAAAGAGUAUGGAACUCCAGAUAUUCGAUCUACAUCAUUCAGAAAUAAUACCUCUUCAAGUUGAUUCCAUAGCUCUCCAGUCUGAAGCGCUUGAAUACAUCAUAGAAUAUCAAAAUCAUAUCGACUUGGGGAAUAUGAAGGGGAAAACCAAUUAUAAAAUUCCGUUCCACUUGGUCAAUAAGGGAAAAUGCAAUGUUAACAUUGUAUUCUCGAAAUUGGAUAAUAUCCUUCAGAACGAUUUGCACCUUAUCAGACAAUUUUUCAAGUUGAACACUGAACAUGAAAUUCUGCAAGCACAAAAAUCAACCACUGUGAUUUUUAACUUCAGUCCUACCGUGGAGAUGAGUUUCACUGAUAUUCCGGUAUUCAAUUGCAAUUUCGUGGAGAUCGACAGGCCCGAAUAUGUCAUAAAAUCGUUCAUCAUAACAUUUACUGGAGCAGUUUAUUUGUCGAUGUUCACCUUGUGUCCAACAUCUGAUCUAUAUUUCGGAUACCAGCAGAUCUUUAGUACUAUAUCGCAAAACAUAGAGAUGAAAAAUACAGGAAAGUUUCCAUUUCAGUAUGACAUAGUACUACCGACGGAUGUUCAAACAUCACAACUGAAAA
Leptinotarsa decemlineata (Colorado potato beetle) is the source of this 3473-nucleotide messenger RNA. RefSeq names its product hydrocephalus-inducing protein homolog. Gene Ontology annotation, biological process: cilium movement; axonemal central apparatus assembly. The record is from RefSeq and is a predicted model, not a curated record. Gene Ontology annotation, cellular component: axoneme. NCBI's taxonomy places the organism in Eukaryota, Metazoa, Arthropoda, Insecta, Coleoptera, Chrysomelidae.